AUGCCGGAGACCGGGCAGGAGCCGCCCAGCGCCCCUCCGCCUCCCCCCAAGGAGUCCUUCUACAUCAAGAACCUGCUCAACGGCGGCCCCCCCAAGGCGCCCCCCAAGCAGCCGCGGGCGCUGUUCGCCCCCUCGGGCAAGGCGGCGGUGGACGGCGCCGGCUUCGCCCUCUCGCAGGUGGGCGACCUCGCCUUUCCCCGCUUCGAGAUCCCGGCGCCGCGCUUCGCCCUGAGCGCGCACUGCCUGGAGCGCGCCCAGACCUGGUGGUACCCCUACGCCCUGACGCCGGCCGGAGCGCACCUGCCCCGCACGGAAGCCGCAGAGAAAUCGCUGCUGAGGGACUCGUCCCCCGCCUCGGGCACCGACCGGGACUCCCCGGAGCCGCUGCUGAAGGCGGAGGGGGAGCAGAAGGAGCUGGACUCCAAGAGCCCCGACGAGAUCGUCCUGGAGGAGAGCGACUCGGAGGAGGCCAAGAAGGAGGGAGGCGCGGAGGACUGGAAGAAGCGGGAGGAGAGCCCCGAGAAGAAGCCGUGCCGCAAGAAGAAGACGCGCACCGUGUUCAGCCGCUCGCAGGUCUUCCAGCUGGAGUCCACCUUCGACAUGAAGCGCUACCUGAGCAGCUCGGAGCGCGCCGGCCUGGCCGCCUCGCUGCACCUGACAGAGACCCAGGUGAAGAUUUGGUUCCAGAACCGCCGCAACAAGUGGAAGCGGCAGCUGGCGGCCGAGCUGGAGGCGGCCAACCUGAGCCACGCGGCCGCGCAGCGCAUCGUGCGCGUCCCCAUCCUCUACCACGAGAACUCGGGCGCGGAGGGGGGCGCGGGGGGCGGCGGAGCCCCCGGCACGCAGCCCCUGCUCACCUUCCCUCACCCCGUCUAUUACUCGCACCCCGUGGUCACCUCCGUGCCGCUGCUGCGGCCCGUGUGA
Melospiza melodia melodia is the source of this 924-nucleotide messenger RNA. It is a transcript of the gene HMX3, whose product is annotated as H6 family homeobox 3. Gene Ontology annotation, molecular function: DNA-binding transcription factor activity, RNA polymerase II-specific; RNA polymerase II transcription regulatory region sequence-specific DNA binding. Gene Ontology annotation, biological process: regulation of transcription by RNA polymerase II. Bases 1 to 924 code for a protein of 307 amino acids. Gene Ontology annotation, cellular component: nucleus. The transcript has 2 exons. Lineage: Eukaryota; Metazoa; Chordata; Aves; Passeriformes; Passerellidae. The record is from RefSeq and is a predicted model, not a curated record.